Manis javanica (Malayan pangolin) is the source of this 1205-nucleotide messenger RNA. NCBI's taxonomy places the organism in Eukaryota, Metazoa, Chordata, Mammalia, Pholidota, Manidae. The record is from RefSeq and is a predicted model, not a curated record.
AUGAUUUUUCAUCAACUGAGAAUCUGUUCUAUGCCCCAAUUUGUGCGAUGCAUACAUGACCUCAUGCCACUAGAGGAGGAGCCGGAUGUCGUGGUCGCAGAUCUCUGCUUUGGGGUGGUCCCCGUGAAGCUGUACCAGCCCAGGGCACCUUCCUGCACACUGAGGCCGGGCAUCGUGUUCCACCAGAGCAGCGGCAAGGUCUUUGGGAGCUUGGGUAAGAGUCCUUCCCACAGACCCCCGGCCUGCAGAGAGAGUGGCUCAGUGGUUCUAUCAACUGGACAUGGCAUGGUGCCCCAGCAGAAGUUUCCAGUGGGAGCAACAGACUGCACGGCAGCUGCCACCCAUUCCAUGCAGUCCCUGGGUAUGUACGGGGUGGACCCAGUGUGGGUCGUGGUCUGUGGUGACAGUGUGGGAGGCGGAAUAGCAGUGAUAAUUUUUCAAAGACUUCUGGACCAGCCAGAUCUUCCCAAGAUCCAGGCCCGAAUCCUGGUAAACUUCAUUUUCCAAAGCCCAUAUUUCCAGCUCCCAUCCUACCAGCAGAACACCAACGUCCUGUUGCUCAGUCUUGCCUUUGCCUUCUAUUGUUGGUGUGUUUACCUGGGCAUCAGCCCCUCCUGGAAGACCACCAUCAGGAGAGGCGCCCGUUUGCCUGCUGAAGUCUGGGAAAAGUAUGGAAAGUGGUUGGGUCCAGAAAACAUGCCCGAGAGGUUUAAGAAGAGAAGCUACCCAGUGCCCCGGGAGCCCGUGAAUGAGGCUGCCUAUCAGGAGACAAAGUUCAUCCUGGAUUUGAUGAACUCGCCCCUGAUUGCAGAAAAUGAAGUAGUGUCUCUGCUCCCCGAAGCCUGCAUGGUGAGCUGUGAAUAUGAUCUUCUCCGGGACGACUCACUGUCGUGCAAGAAGAGGCUGGGGGACCUGGGAGUCCCAGCGACUUGGCACCACGUGGAGGGUGGUGUCCACGGAGUGCUCAACAGCCUUGACGUGGGUUGCUUGUACUUCCCCUGCUCCAUGAGGAUCCUGAAUACCACAGUCCAUUUCCCAAAAGGGUUGUAGCCAUCUUUCCCUCCUGCUGGAGCUGAGGCUGGGGGCCACCCUCUUGCUCUUCAGGGGGGUUUCUGUGGCUGAUGGGGGUGAUGCUGAGCGGGGCCGGGGAGGGCGGCGAGAUUGCCAUCUGCUUCUUGCUCCAGGCUCUAGAAUCCCAGGAUGCA